Messenger RNA from Vicia faba (fava bean), 1473 nucleotides. The record is from the annotation of a GenBank genome assembly. NCBI's taxonomy places the organism in Eukaryota, Viridiplantae, Streptophyta, Magnoliopsida, Fabales, Fabaceae.
AUGAAGAAGCAAUUGACGGGUUUAAGGGGUGAUUCUCACCUUCACUCGGCGAUUAGAGUUGGGAAUUUGGAGUUGGUCUUGGAAAUUAUAUCUGAGAAUCAAGUGAAGGAGUUGAUCAAAUAUCAUGAUAUUGGGUUGGCUAGCUUGAAAGCUAGAAAUGGAUUUGAUGCUUUUCACGUUGCUGCUAAAAAUGGAAAUUUGGAGAUAUUGAAGGUUCUAACGGAGGCAUUUCCUGAAAUCUCUAUGACCGUUGAUCUGACAAAUACUACUGCACUGCACACUGCGGUCUCACAAGGACAUAUUGAGGUAGUUAAUUUUCUCUUAGAGAAAAGCAGCAGCGUCGUAACUAUAGCAAAAAGUAACGGAAAAACUGCAUUUCAUUCCGCUGCAAGAAAUGGCCAUGUGGAUGUCAUCAAAGCACUACUUAGUAGUGAACCUGAAAUCGCAAUGAGAAUUGAUAAGAAGGGGCAAACUGCACUCCAUAUGGCAGUUAAAGGACAAAAUCUGGAGGUAGUGGACGAGCUUUUGAAACUGAACCCAUCUUUUGCUAAUAUGGUGGAUGCUAAGGGAAACACUGUGCUUCAUAUAACAACCCGGAAGGGUCGUUUACAGAUUGUUCAGAAGCUACUAGAUUGCAAAGAAAUAGACACUGAUGUUAUUAAUAAAUCUGGAGAAACGGCUUUGGAUAUUGCAGAGAGAAAUGGUUGCUUGGAUAUCGCCAAAUAUUUGCAGGAUCAUGGAGCUCAAAAUGCUAGGUCCAUCAAGUCUCCUUCUACGAACAGAGCCCUUGAACUCAAACAAACAGUGAGUGACAUAAAAAGCGGGGUUCAUAACCAGCUAGAACACACGUUUAAAACACAGAGGCGUAUGAAGGGUAUAGCAAAGCGAAUUAACAAGAUGCAGGCUGAGGGGCUUAACAAUGCGAUAAACUCCAACACCAUAGUUGCUGUCCUCAUUGCAACAGUUGCUUUUGCUGCCAUAUUUACUGUCCCAGGCCAGUAUCCUCAGAACACGAAGCAACUCGCUCCUGGAAUGUCUCCAGGGGAAGCCAAUAUCGCUCCGAAUAUUAAGUUCUUGAUAUUUGUAAUCUUCGAUUCUACUGCCCUUUUCAUAUCAUUGGCUGUUGUGAUUGUCCAAACAUCAGUAGUUGUUAUUGAAAGGGAAGCAAAGAAACAAAUGACGGCGAUUAUAAAUAAGUUAAUGUGGAUAGCCUGUGUGUUAAUUUCUGUGGCAUUUCUCGCAAUGUCAUACAUAGUUGUCGGGGAUCAGAAAGAAUUGGCUAUUGCAGCCACAGCACUUGGAACGGUGAUUAUGGCAGCUACUCUAGGAACACUUUGUUAUUGGGUGAUUGCUCACCGCCUCGAGGCCUCCAGAUUACGAAGUCUUAGAACAAUGACGAGCAGUAGGCAGUCAUUGACUAUGUCCGGGAUCUCAGCUUCCGAGAAUGAGUACAAAGCAGUGUACGCAAUAUAA